AUGUCGGUUCUAGCUCAGUCCUCUUCGAUUCCUACCUUACCGACCUAUGGGGAGUUGCCUGCACAGUUUUCAAGUGGUGGUAAUAUAGAGUGGGAGUUGAGGAAGAGUGGGGUUGCAGUGUUAAAAUGCGGGUUCCAGUUCCAGAGAGAUCAUUUCUGUCCUAGAUUUCCAACAUCAGCAACAGCACCAGCAGUAGCAGCACCAGCAGUAGCAGCAUCAGCACUAGCAGCAUCAGCACUAGCAGCAUCAGCACUAGCAACAUCAGCACUAGCAACAUCAGCACUAGCAACAUCAGCACUAGCAGCAUCAGCACUAGCAGCAUCAGCACUAGCAGCAUCAGCACUAGCAGCAGUAGAGACAUUUUUCGAUAUAAAAAAAACUAUGGAUUUACAAAAACUUAACGCUGUUGGCCGUAUGGAAAGCUUCCUACCUACCAAACCGCUAGCUGAAUUGACUCCAAAUGGGUUGUAUGCAGUGACUAAAAUAAAGCGAGUGCAGACCAAAUUCGGAGUCAGGAUUGUAGCAGAAUUGGAUGCUGCUUUCACAACAUUCCUGCCAGCAAGGUUUGCUCGGCUGUUUGAAGCUGAACCUACUUCCUAUACGAUGAUGAAAGAAGCCGCGCAGUCUCAAACAUUGUCAGCUCAAGGACAACACAACAUUAGUACAAACAUACCCUAUUUUAAAUGA
Molecule: messenger RNA, 687 nt
Organism: Leptopilina boulardi
Lineage: Eukaryota; Metazoa; Arthropoda; Insecta; Hymenoptera; Figitidae
Exons: 4
Coding region: 1-687 (228 amino acids)
Source: RefSeq, a predicted model, not a curated record